UCUGUUCAUGUUUAUUUUCAGGUUCCCAAACAUGAAAAUAUAAAUUAUAUAGUGAGGAUGAUAAUGAAAUAUUUAUGAUGAAGCACCGAAAGUUGAAGACAAUGAUUGUUGUCAAAGUUUUAAUACUUUUGUUUUAACUUUACGGUAUUGUUAACAACGUAUUUUCUAUUUAUUUGCAUAUGUUUUAUUAUUAAUCAUUAAACAUGUUAAGACCUAAAAUUUUAUCUCAAGUUCUGAGUCAAGCUAAUACUAAUGGUGUUGAAAACACAAUGUUAUUGACUCAUGAAGGUUGCUUAUUAGCAUUUAGUGGUUAUGGGGAUAGAGAUUCAAGCAUUACAGCUAUUAUUGCAGCAAAUUUAUGGAAUACAUAUCAAAAAAAUGGCUUAGCAACAUUAAAAGAAGAUCAAUUACAACUGGUUCUUAUGGAUUGCACGGAAGGCAGAGUGGCAAUUAAGCAAGUUGCUAAUAUCUUAUUGUGCUUAUAUGCAAAUCGUUCUGUAGAAUUUGGUUUACUCAAAGAAAAAAUUACAGCCUUAUCUACAUAUUUGGAUGGUCCUCUCAGACAAAUUGCUGCAUCAUAAUAUGUAUAUUUCUAUAAUUCAUCGUUUAUAGAAUUUAUGCUUUUAUAU
Molecule: messenger RNA, 629 nt
Organism: Sipha flava (yellow sugarcane aphid)
Lineage: Eukaryota; Metazoa; Arthropoda; Insecta; Hemiptera; Aphididae
Gene: Lamtor2
Product: ragulator complex protein LAMTOR2
Exons: 3
Coding region: 204-581 (125 amino acids)
Biological process (GO): positive regulation of TOR signaling; cellular response to amino acid stimulus
Cellular component (GO): Ragulator complex
Molecular function (GO): guanyl-nucleotide exchange factor activity; molecular adaptor activity
Source: RefSeq, a predicted model, not a curated record